AUGUCUCAAGAAUCAUGUCAAGAUCGACAAAAUAAUGAAUUUGAAGUUUUAAAAUCGAUAUUUGGAGAUGAUUUAGAAGAUAUGAGGAAUAAUAAAAAUAAGCGAAAAUGGCAACCCCUCAACAUAAAAGUGACCUUAACACCAUCACAAGGAAUGUCUGGUCCAGUUCAAGUUUAUGCUCAAAUUGAUUUGCAUGUUAUGUGCGGAGAAUCAUAUCCGGAAGAUGCUCCCCAUAUUAAAUUAAAAAAUAGUUUAGGUCUCUCUAAUCAACAAAUCGCUGUUUUAUACUCAGAGUUGGAAAGUUUAGCAGAUAAAUUGAAAGGAGAAGUUGUAAUCUUUGAAUUGACUCAACAUGUACAAAAAUUCUUAUAUGAACACAACAAACCAAGCUAUAAUAGUUUUUAUGAAGAGAUGGUAUCUCGUCGUCAAGAACAGAUGCAGUCUGAGAUGCAUAAGAAGCAACUAAAAGAAAGUCAAGAACGACAGGUAUUGCAAGAUGAAAUCCAUCGACGACAAGAAGCUUUGAAAGCCGAACUUCGUGAUCGUAAAAGAAUGGCCCGUUUAUCUUUAGAAUCGAACGAAACAUCUCAAUCAAUUCCAUCUUCACCUCACGAACGGGUUCGUACCUACUCCCGGAGAAGAUGUUUAAGUUCAUCUGAAAGUCCGGAUAGUCCACUAAGUGAACAUAGAGCAACAAAAAUUUUACACUUUAUAAGUAAUAGGGGAGAAAGACAAAUUCAACUAGGUAAAUGUCUGGGAAAAAGCGUCAAAGGGUCAGUUGUUUAUGAUGGAGUUGAUAUUAAGGCUGUUGAGCAUUUAGCAGUCACAGAAUGGACGUUGAGGUGGUCAGCUAAACAACUACAACAGCAUAAUUUUAUUCGCAUACCUUUGAUAAGUGAAUUGUCAUCGCCAAAACAUUCUGAUAAACAGGAAAAUAAUUUAGAAACGGAAGAGCCUACAUCUGACUCACGGAUGAAAAAUGAAUUCAAGAUUCUUGAGUCACUUGGUGAAGGCGCAUUUGGAGAUGUUUGGAAAGUAAGAAACAAAUUGGAUGGAAGAGUUUAUGCUAUCAAACGUAUUGCUUUAGAUCCAAAGAGCAAACAGUCUAACAAAAAAAUGAUAAGAGAAGUUAAAUUACUUUCAAGGUUGAAUCAUGAAAAUGUCGUGCGAUAUUAUAAUUCGUGGAUUGAAAAUGUUAAUAUUAGUAAUGUCAAGCGAUAUUCAUCAUCUUUAUCGGAUCAAAUGUCUGUUAAUGAAGAGAAAACUGAAAAAAUAAAAAAUCAUGAUUUAAAAAACUUUGAAUCUCGAUCAGUCACUAUAUCAGAGGAAGACAGCAGUAGUAGUAGCAGUGAUGAUAGUUCUAGUGAAGAAGAGAGUGAAGAUGAAGAAGGAUUUUUUCACUCUCCACAAAAGUCAGAGGAAUCUUCAGAUGGUAUAGAAUUCAAAGUGGAUAGUGAGUCACAAAUAUCUAAGGCUGAGUCUUUUGAAACUUCUGAAAAAAUAACUAGUGAAGAAAAUAGCUCUGUGGAACAUAAAACAAAAUUUAUGUACAUACAAAUGGAGUUUUGUGAAAAAAGUACCCUAAGAACAGCAAUUGAUAAUAAUUUGUAUGAAGAUAAAGACCGUCUUUGGCGUUUAUUUCGAGAAAUGGUUGAAGGUAUCGCUUAUAUUCAUCAACAAGGAAUGAUUCACCGUGAUUUAAAGCCAGUGAAUAUUUUUUUAGACAGCAAUGAUCAUGUUAAAAUUGGUGAUUUUGGUUUGGCGACAACAAAUAUAUUGUGCUCUGUUGUACAAACAAUUGAUAAUGAACGGAAAGUUGAAGUAGACAAUAAAAAUGAUAUUAUUCUUGAUGAACCCCGAUCAAUGACUGGUCAAGUGGGUACUGCUCUCUAUGUUGCUCCAGAAUUGAGAAAUGAGGUAGCAAAAGCUAGGUAUAACCAAAAGGUUGACAUAUACAGUCUUGGGAUUAUUCUAUUUGAAAUGUGUUGUAAACCACCCGACACUAAAAUGGAAAGAGUAACUAUUCUUCAAAAAGUUAGAUCUAAAGAAAUAAUCCUUCCACCUGAUAUGACAGAGACUGAAAUGCCUCACCAGACUCAUCUUUUACGGUGGUUACUCAAUCAUGAUCCUAAUCAGCGACCGACAGCUCAAGAACUUUUAACGUCUGAAUAUCUACCUCCACCACUUCUAGAAGAAGCGGAACUUCAAGAAAUGGUUCAACAUACACUUUCGAAUAGCCAAAGCAAAGCCUACAAGUACUUGAUUUCUUGUUGCUUCACCCAAAAAGUAUCACAGGCUGAAGACAUCAAUUAUGAUAUGACUGUGCUGAAUCGUCCAGCAAACAGUUCAUCAUCAGUGGUUAAUAGGCUUUUGCAUGAUCAUGUAAAGUCCAUAAUUGUUGAAGUUUUUCAACGACACGGAGGAGUUAACUUAGCAACGCCUUUAUUAAUGCCUAAAUCUGGUCACUUGUAUGAUCAUACAGAAACUUGCGUUAAACUCAUGACUCAUUCAGGCAGUAUUGUCACCAUACCUCAUGAUCUCAGAGCACCGUUUGCGCGAUACGUUGCAUGGAAUGAUAUCUUGCACCUUAGACGAUAUGUUAUCGAACGAGUUUUUCGUGAAGAGAAGGUUCAUGGGUUUCAUCCCAAAGAACUAUAUGAAUGUGCAUUUGACAUCAUUAGCUCAACAGUAAAUCUUAUGGCUGAAGCUGAACUAAUCCGUAUAGUUUGGGAAAUUUUUAACGACUUUUCCGACAUGCGUCAGUUUGAUUUUACAGUUCGUUUAAACCAUACUUCUUUAUUUGAAGCUGUUUUAAUAUAUUGUGGAAUAGGACCAGAAAAAUUUCAAGAAAUAUUUUUUAUAAAUGAUAAUGCUCAAGAUGGCAAAAGUUCUAAAUUUUCGGCACAAUCAUAUCUUGAAAAUUUAGGUCUCUCUGAUCAAGUAAUAGAAACACUUAUUAAUCUUUCCAACACUGAAAAUAAUGCACUCAAGAUUGCGAAUUUUCUCAAGAAACUUACAUUACGCAUGGGAGAUGCCGCUAUCUUGGCAAAAAAUGCUCUCAGAGAAAUUGAAACUGUUACUGCUCAUAUUGGAGCAUUAGGAGUAAAGUGGCCAAUUGUUAUUGCACCGCUUCUUACUCACAAUAUGAAGCAACACCGUGGGAUAAUUUUUCAAAUUACCUGUGAUUUCAAACGUAGACGACGACGAGUGGGUCAAGAAAUAAUAGCUGCGGGUGGUCGUUAUGAUAAAAUGCUCCAAGUAUUUGAACGUAUUUCAGAACGUUCCGGAUUGACUAGUAAAGAAAACCGACAUCACGGUGUGGGUAUAAGUAUUUCGCUCGAUAGAUUAGUAUCUGUUAUUCAAGAGUUAUUAUUAGAAGACUCAAAUAUUGAAAUGAAUGUAAAAAAAUUUGGAAUAAACAUAGCGGUAGGAUUAAUUAAUAAAAAAAAUAAGAGAGAACAUGAACUAGCUGAUCUUCUUCGGCAAUUAUGGUCUCUCGAUCUUCGGGUAACCAAACUGGACUUUAAUAAGACUGAAGAAAUGCUAGAUUAUUGUCGUAAAAAUUUAAUUCCUUGUGUCAUCAUUUUAGACGAUGAAAAGGAAAAUUUAUCAGUUCAUUUUUGGGAACGUAAAAUGAAAAGAUUUAAAGAACAGAAAAUGUCUACAACUGAAUUUACUGAGUAUUUACGGAAACCAAAUACAACUUCACAACAAACAGAUCCACCACCAGUUUUGCAUAGAUCUGAAAGCAAAAUAAAUAAUAUGGAAUCUACGACAAAUCCACAUAACACUUCAAUCAAUGUAAACAUUAAUUUUGUACUCUUAGAAAAAGAUAAAUUGUCAAGUAGUGGACGGAAAAGUUACAGAAACUCUAUGCUAGCUCAAUUGUCAUCUUCCUUGCAUCGGAUAUCGUAUAAAGAUCCUAUAGAAGUAUUUGCUGUAUUUCUAGAAAUGCCUGUCAUAAAGACAAUUUUUGGUCUCUUGGAAUUAGAUGAAAAAGAACAAGAUUUUCAGAGGAGCGUACAAUUUGUUAUUGAAGAACACCCAUACCACAAGAAGUCGAUUAAACAAGUGUGCGAUGAGAUGAGAAAAAUAAGGAACGAAAAACAACGGCCUGUUCUAGUUCUAUACAGUUUGACUGAUGGACGUUUUAUUCGGUUUUCAUUUAUUCUGGGCUGGGCAGUCAUUGAUUACGACCAUUUGGUACUAAAUUAUACGGAGUAUGGGAAUUACACAGAAUACCAGUAUGAAUCUCGUUUGUUAGACGAUCCGGAACUUUUAUAUUUUUAUGUCCCGGCUUGUUUUUUGAUGCUCGUGCUCUCAAGUUUGAUGAUCUUUGGCACACUAAAGGACAAAUACAAAUUUAUAUUGCCGCAUUUUUAUGCACACAUUUUUUUAGUUGCAUCAUCUAUGAUGAAUCAAACGUACAACAUUGCUGUAGAAUUUGCUUACUAUCAAAAUAUUGAGUAUGGAUUUUUAUUACUUGCUAAAGGAAUUCUGUCGGGUGUCUUUGGAGAUAAUCUACAAGAUCUGAGAAAUAAUAAAAAUAAGCGAAAAUGGCAACCACUAAAUGUAAACAUCACAUUGACACCGUCACAAGGAAUGCCUGGGUCAGCUCAAGAAAACAUACAGAUAGAUUUACAGAUCACGUGUGGAGAAACAUAUCCAGAAAAUGCUCCGCACUUACAAUUAAAAAACAGUGUGAGUCUUUCUGAUGAUCAAGUAUCUGUUUUAUAUUCAGAAAUAAAAGACUUGGCAGAAAAAUUAAGAGGAGAAGUAAUGAUUCUUGAAUUGAGUCAGCACGUUCAGAAAUUUUUACAUACGCAUAAAAAACAGGGUUGUAACAAUUCUUGUGAAAAAAUUCAAGGCGAGAUGCCAGAAAAACAAUUAAAAGAGAAGCAAGAACCUCAGGUUUUACUUAAAAGAAUGGCACGUUUGUCUUUGGAGUCAAAUGAAUUACCAUCGUCAAAUCCAUCAUCCCCUCAAGAACGAGUACGUUCUUAUUCUAGAAGAAGAUGCUUGAGCACAUCCGAAAGUUCAGAAAGUCCGUUGUGUGAAUUUACUCAGACAAAAGUUUUGAAUUUUUUGAGUAACAAAGGUGAGAGACAAGUUCAUUUGGUUAAAUGUCUUGGACAUAGUGCCAAAGGGUCAAUAAUUUAUGCUGGUGUUGAUAUAAUAACUGUUGAGCACCUAGCAGUUACCGAGUGGCUACUAAGAUAUGCUUCUCCUGGAGAAAAAAAAAGCGAGUCAGAGGUUUUAAAUUUACAACAAUUAAUGAAGCAAGUUGUGAUUAUUGAACAGGAAUUACAUCAUUUACAAAAAUUAGAUCACCCUAAUCUGGCUCACUAUUUGAAUAUUAAGUAUUUACAAAAUAAAGAUAGUAUUGUCGUUUAUAUACUUCAAGAGUUUGUUGUUGGUACAACGUGUACUUUUUUUCAAAAAGAAAACAUUUCUGUUAAUAUCGAUUUAUUGAGAUAUAUUGCCACCGGUGUUCUUGCUGCGUUGGAGUAUUUACAUGAGAACAACAUUGCACAUAAAGACUUGACUGAUUCCAAUAUUUAUCGUUCAAGUUGUCUUGGUAAAGCUAAUAAUAAUUUUACAUUAAUUAAAGAGCAAGGAGAAAAAGAACUAGAUAUUUAUAGGUUCGGUACUUUACUUUUGACACUGUUAAAAGUAAAAAUAGUAUCAGACAACGAAGCGGAUUGGGGAUUAAGCUUGCCUUCAAUAUUGAGAGACUUUUUGUCCAAAUGUUUGAACCGUGAUGAAAAACUAAGAUGGUCAGCUAAACAAUUGCAGCAACACAAUUUUAUCAGGACUCCUAUUGUCAAUGAAUUAUCGUUACCGAAACAUUGUAACAAUGAAGAUGAUAAUUCUGAAUCUGAGGAGCCUACCUUUGAUCUUAGGUCUUAUUUACCAUCCCUUGAUAGUAAUUCAAGAUUCAAAAAUGAAUUUGAAAUUCUUAAAUUGUUGGGAGAGGGUGCAUUCGGUGAUGUUUGGAAAGUAAGAAAUAAGUUAGAUGGUAGAUUUUAUGCCAUCAAGCGGAUUGCUCUAAAUCCAAAAAUCAAUGAAUUAAAUAAAAAAAUGAUACGGGAGGUAAAGUUACUCUCAAGGCUAAAUCAUGAAAAUGUUGUAAGAUAUUAUAAUUCAUGGAUUGAAAACGUAAAAGUAAGCAAUGUAAAAAGAAGCUCUUCAUCUUCGUCAGAAAUGACAUCAUUAAAUAAAGAUAAAAGAGAUGAUAUCGAAAAAUUAAAAGCUGAAAGAAUAAUUAAAUUACUAUCGCCAGUUAAUGAUGUUGAGUGGACAGUGUCUUUUGAAAAUCCAUCAAACGUUGUUUCAGAUGAAGACUACAGUAGUAGUAGUUUCAGUGAUGAGGAUUCCAGUGAAGACGAAAACCGUCUUUGGCGUUUAUUUCGAGAAAUGGUUGAAGGUAUCGCUUAUAUUCAUCAACAAGGAAUGAUUCACCGUGAUUUAAAGCCAGUGAAUAUAUUUUUAGACAGCAAUGAUCAUGUUAAAAUUGGUGAUUUUGGUUUGGCGACAACAAAUAUAUUGUGCUCUGUUGUACAAACAAUUGAUAAUGAACGGAAAGUUGAAGUAGACAAUAAAAAUGAUAUUAUUCUUGAUGAACCCCGAUCAAUGACUGGUCAAGUGGGUACUGCUCUCUAUGUUGCUCCAGAAUUGAGAAAUGAGGUAGCAAAAGCUAGAUAUAAUCAAAAGGUUGACAUAUACAGUCUUGGUAUUAUUCUGUUUGAAAUGAGUUAUCGACCACCCGAUACUAAAAUGGAGAGAGUAACUAUUCUUCAAAAAGUUAGAUCUAAAGAAAUAAUCCUUCCACCUGAUAUGACAGAGACUGAAAUGCCUCACCAGACUCAUCUUUUACGGUGGUUACUCAAUCAUGAUCCUAGUCAGCGACCGACAGCUCAAGAACUUUUGUCAUCUGAAUACCUGCCUCCACCACUUCUAGUGGAGGCUGAAUUACACGAAAUGGUUCAACAUACUUUAUCAAACAGCCAAAGCAAGGCAUACAAGUUCCUGAUUGCUAGUUGUUUUGACCAACAAGUCACGCCAGCUGAAGACAUCACAUACGAUAUGAAUGUACCUAGUAGAUCAGCUAACAAUGAAGUGUCUGUGGUUAAUGAGCUAUUGCAUGAGCAUGUUAAAUCUGAAGCUAUCAAUGUAUUUCAACGGCAUGGUGGAGUCUAUUUAGCAACCCCUUUAUUAAUGCCCAAAUCUAGUCACUUGUAUGAUCAUACAGAGACUUGCGUUAAACUCAUGACUCAUUCAGGCAGUAUUGUCACUAUACCUCAUGAUCUCAGAGCACCGUUUGUACGAUAUGUUGCCUUGAAUAAUAUUGAACAUUUCAGAAGGUAUGCUAUUGAAAGAGUCUUCCGAGAAAAAAAGGUUCAUGGAUUCCAUCCCAGAGAAUUAUAUGAAUGUGCCUUUGAUAUAAUUAGCUCAGAUGUAGAUCUUAUGGCUGAAGCUGAGCUAAUUCGUAUAGUUUGGGAAAUCAUUGAUAAAUUUUCAGAAUUACAUCAACGAGAAUUUACCGUUCAUUUUAAUCAUACUUCAUUACUUGAUGCAGUUUUAAUGUACUGCGGAAUCGGUCCCGAAAAGUUUCAAGACAUUUAUUCAAUACUAUCUGAUGCACGUGAUGGUAAAUGCUCGAAACUCCAGGUCCAAACUCAUUUUAUAAGCUUAUGUCUGACUGACCAAGCUAUGGAAACUCUCUUGAAUUUAUUCGAUACUGAAAACAAUGUUUCUAAGGUUGCAAGUAUACUUAGAUCAAUAACAAAAAGGAAAAGUGAUGCUGCAGUUUUAGCAAAAAGCGCUUUGAAAGAAAUCGAAACUGUUACUACUCAUGUGAAGGCUCUAGGAGUUCAGUGGCCAGUUAUUAUCGUACCAUUAUUAGCUCACAAUAUGAAGCAGCAAAGUGGAAUAAUUUUUCAAAUAUCUUGCGACUUAAAACGUAAACGACGAUGUCAAGAGGUAAUAGCAGCUGGUGGUCGAUACGAUGAAAUGAUCCAAUCAUUUCACCAGAUAUCAAAAAGUUCAGAUUUAAUUGUCAAAAAAUCACAUCACGGCGUCGGUCUCAGUAUUUCUCUCGAAAAAUUAGUAUGUGCCAUUCAAGACGUGAUAUUAGAAGAUACAAAUAAUGAAUUAAGUAUAAAUAGAUUUAGAAUAGAUGUAGCUGUAGGAUUUAUCGACAGUAAACCUGAACGAGAACAUGAACUGGCUGAUUUACUUCGUGAGUUAUGGUCUCUUGGAUUGCGAGUAACUAAAUUGGAUUUUCAAGUUCAAGAAGAAAUUCUUGACUAUUGUCGUAAAAAUUUAAUUCCUCACGUUAUUAUUUUACACGGCGGGAUAGGAAAUCUUGUUCUAUACUCUUGGGAAUACGACAAAUUUAGAGAACAAAAAAUAUGUAUAACUGAAAUUACCGAACAUCUUCAAAGACCAAUAGAUACACUGCCAGUUUUAAAAAGCAAAAACCGUACAACUGAUUCAACAUAUUCAUCAUCAAAUUAUCUUAAUAUUAAUUUUAAUUUUAUACCUACUGAGAGAGAUAAACUGUCUGAUAAUUAUAAAAUUAAUUAUAAAAACACUAUGCUAGCUCAAAUGUCAUCCGCUCUACAACGAAUAUCUUGCAAAGUAUCUAUAGAAGUAUUUGCAAUAUUUCUUGAGAUGUCAAUAAUGAGAACAAUGGUCAAACUCCUAGAAAUUGAUGAAAAGGAACAAGAUUUUCAAAAAAGCGUCCAAUUUGUUAUUGAAGAGCAUCCAUUAACAAAGAAGUAUAUUGAGCAAAUUUGCGAUAAAAUAUGGGAAGUACGAAACGAAAAACAACAACGACCCGUUUUGGUAUUCUACAGUUUGACUGAGAAUAAUUAUGUUAUUUUCAUGUAA
This is a messenger RNA of Cotesia congregata, 8895 nucleotides long. The record is from the annotation of a GenBank genome assembly. Lineage: Eukaryota; Metazoa; Arthropoda; Insecta; Hymenoptera; Braconidae.